Messenger RNA from Linnemannia hyalina, 525 nucleotides. The record is from the annotation of a GenBank genome assembly. NCBI's taxonomy places the organism in Eukaryota, Fungi, Mortierellomycota, Mortierellomycetes, Mortierellales, Mortierellaceae.
AUGACAAAGCUCGAACAGAACCCAGUAUCUUCGUCCAAGGGCGGUAUGCAGUGGUCCCAGCCCAUGAACGAUCUGCUGAACUACCCGCCAUAUCAGCCAUCCUACUCCCCUUCGUCCUCACCCAACUCUGCGAGAUACACGCCUUCAAAUUCGCAUCCGCAACCACCACCCUCCGCAGGAACCAGUAACCCAAACUCCGUGUCAGGAGCAGCAUCAAUGAAGUCUCCGACGGAACGCACAGGCGAUGGGGGAGGAGCAACAAAGCCAGCAAAGAAGAAGAACAGCGCCGGUACAAAGAAAGCGCCCGAAGUCCCACCAGGACUGGAACACUUUCAUUCAAAGUACCCCAAGCCGACAUAUUCAUACUCGUCCUUGAUCACGACGGCGAUUUCAGAGAGUGGACAGAAGCAGAUGACACUGAACGAAAUUUACGAGUGGGUCAUGGAGCGAUAUCCUUGGUAUCGAACUGCCAUCAAUGGCUGGAAGGUAAAGUCAAAGGGACAUAUGAAGGAAAAGAUGGCGUAA